Messenger RNA from Capronia coronata CBS 617.96, 459 nucleotides. RefSeq lists its product as uncharacterized. The record is from RefSeq and is a predicted model, not a curated record. Lineage: Eukaryota; Fungi; Ascomycota; Eurotiomycetes; Chaetothyriales; Herpotrichiellaceae. The coding region runs from base 1 to 459 and encodes 152 amino acids. The transcript has a single exon.
AUGGCGGCCAUACACCGCCCAGCCCAUCUCACGCACCAUGCCGCCAAACUCGCCUCGGCAGCAUGUCUUGAAAAGUCCCAAGCCAUAGGCGUGCCCAUGAACGUCGCCAUCGUCGACGCCUCGCUCUACCUCCUCCACUUCGAGCGCAUGCCCGGCGCCAAACUCACCUCCGUCGACAUCGCCAUCAACAAGGCCUUCACCGCCGCAGGUCAUCGUGCCCCAACGUCGGUGUACAAGGAGAACGUGUGGCCCGGCGGGCCGGCGUUCGGGUUGAACAACAGCAACAACGGCAGGUUCAUGUAUGUGGCUGGAGGGAUCCCCGUUGUUGUGGACGGCGAGGUGGUAGGUGCGGUGGGUUGCAGCACGGGCACUCCGGCUCAGGAUACGGAGGUGGCACAGGCCGGAGUGGAUGCCGUCCUUGAGUACGUGAAGCAACUUCGGGUCAAGCCUAAGCUGUGA